CUCUUCUACUGCAGUUUUCUUUAAGCAACUCUUUUUCCUCUCCCUCUCUCUCUCUCGACUUCUCAUGGCUUUCUCUAUUGCCGGCCGUUUCUCUCUUGCCGAGAAGCCCAGAGAAAACCCAUAAUUCAGUUUCAUUUUCUUGAGAAAAUUCACUGCAUUGAGGGUUCAAGGAGUUUUUAAACUUUAAAAUUGAGCAAAGUUGUGUCUUUUUUUCUUUUGUUUUCCCGGGAAAAAAAGAGGAACCUGUUUGAGUGUUGCCUCAAAGAGUUGUUACUGUUUUUUUGUUUGAUUUCGAACCGGGCUUGUGUAAAUUCGAUCUUUUUCGGGGUUUUCAAAUGGCUGGAGCUGAAGGAAACAGAGAGAAGCUCAAUCUUUCUUGGCCCGUGAAUGGGGUUUCAAGAGAUCCGCGGCACAAAUUCAUGAACCAAAGCGGUUUCCCGAAUGAGAAUGAAGCAGAAGGUGAUGAAGAAAUAGAGUUGAAUUUGGGGCUCUCAAUGAACGGUAGAUUUGGAGUCGACCCGGCAAAGAAGAAGCUCCGGCGUUCAUCUUCCGUAUCCAACUUGGUUCUCCCUGUUGGUUCCUUUGACAACGGGAGCAGCAGCCACCAAGCGCGUGGGGUGGCGGGUGAGAGUUACGCGCCGCUGACGAGAGCAUGCUCCCUGCCGAUCGAGACUGAGGAGUGGCGCCGCCGGAAGGAGUUGCAGUCGAUUAGGUGUAUGGAGGCCAGGAAGAAGAGAAUGGAGAAGUUGAAGAAUGUGAGGGUGAAAGAUAAAGAGAACAACAGUUCUGAAGAUCAUGCUCAUAAUGGGAGUGGAUCGCAUGAAGGUGUUCUUAAUGGAUUUCAGAACUGGAAUUUGAUGCAAUCAUCACAAGGCUCAAUUGGAUCAACAAGUAGUGGCUCAGCUAGAGUUUCUCAUCUCCAGAAUCAACUCAUUGAUGGAGGAAAUCGAAUCUCCACUAUCAGCAGCUCCGCCAGCCUUCCAAUUCUGCCGGAGCAGACCAUCCAGAUACCUGCCGUCAAGGGUGCUGAAAGUGAUCCAAUUGGGGUCGAUGAAGUGCAGAGGACCGCCUUACUGGAUAUGCCUUAUGUCUCAACAAGGGGAUCCGGACCUAACUUUAGAAAGACAGAGGGAUUCUUGUACAGGUAUAAGAGGGGAGACGAUGUGAAGAUCGUCUGUGUUUGCCAUGGGUUGUUUCUUUCACCUGCGGAAUUCGUCAAGCACGGCGGUGGUGGUGACGUAGCGCAGCCGUUGAAGCACAUUGUCGUGAACCCGUUCCCCCUGUUUUAGUCGUAGUUUGUCCUUAGUUUCUUGGACAACCAUGCACCCCUUAAUGGCAGGAUUUAGCUGCAGACUCUAGAUUAGUUUCAGGAUGCUACUUUCUUAGCUUUGAAUGUAUUAAACGAGAAAACGGGCGUUGCAGGAAAUUUUACCUGAAAACUUGUAUGGUAUUGUGAAUGUGUUUGCUCUUUUCAUC
Messenger RNA from Sesamum indicum (sesame), 1476 nucleotides. RefSeq names its product ninja-family protein AFP3. Gene Ontology annotation, biological process: negative regulation of DNA-templated transcription; signal transduction. The record is from RefSeq and is a predicted model, not a curated record. Gene Ontology annotation, cellular component: nucleus. NCBI's taxonomy places the organism in Eukaryota, Viridiplantae, Streptophyta, Magnoliopsida, Lamiales, Pedaliaceae.